UGUUUUGGACAGCAAGCCUAUCAUCCGUUUCAUCCCGUUGCCAAUACCGGAACCGUGUGAUCCCUCUGAGUUCCACUUGACGUAUGAGGAUUUCACCCCAAGACCACACUGUCAUGUCACGAUAUGCAAUGGUCUGAUCAAGUUUGUUGGGUUAAAUUUCCAUGCGGAUAAUGCUAUUCGCAGCAUGAAGCAAGCACAAGAUCAUGGUUGGACGGCUACUACAUGGACCAGAUCAAUCUAUUCAGAUGAUGUUUGGCAUGAUGGCAUGACGAUUGAUACAUCUGAGAUAUAUUUCACCGAUUCGAGUUUGCCGAGUCUUUUGCCUGGGAUGUUUGAUGAGGAAAACAAUUUGACAUGGGGGAAAUUCACCACUGCAGGCCCUACAUUAAGUUUGCUCGAUGACGAUAUUAUUUACAUUAUGGCGAAGGAGAGCAUGUGCCAUCGGACAGCAUAUGUACUCGCUGUCAACACCAAAAGUUUGAAGCUCGAAUCUGGUGCGCAAUGUUCUGCUCAAAAGAUGAGUUGGUUUGAACCCACCUAUGAGCCCUGUCUUCUUCUUAGCUCUUUCGGUACGACUUCAGAGUUGGUUAAAGAAUUUGAAACCAAGGCAACAAUAAUGGAAACCAAGGACGGACCGAUCCUCUCGGUGUUGUCCAAGCGUCUCCACGCACUGCGGAAGCAGCAAAAUCGCAUCGCGCAGAUGGAAGAGUCUGUUGCCGCCGGCAAGACGCUUAGCCAAGAGCAGCAAAAGGAGGCGAUGCGCUCCAAGCCUGUCCUCGCCGCAGUCAUCGACGAGCUCGAGCGCCUCCGUGCGCCGCUCGCUGCCGCCCUAGCCGAGGAGCUCUCCACCAUCUCCGCCCCUGCUGCCGGUUCCUCGUCCAUCUAG
Triticum dicoccoides is the source of this 886-nucleotide messenger RNA. RefSeq lists its product as uncharacterized. The record is from RefSeq and is a predicted model, not a curated record. Lineage: Eukaryota; Viridiplantae; Streptophyta; Magnoliopsida; Poales; Poaceae. Bases 185 to 886 code for a protein of 233 amino acids. The transcript has 2 exons.